Molecule: messenger RNA, 1980 nt
Organism: Micromonas pusilla CCMP1545
Lineage: Eukaryota; Viridiplantae; Chlorophyta; Mamiellophyceae; Mamiellales; Mamiellaceae
Exons: 1
Coding region: 1-1980 (659 amino acids)
Source: RefSeq, a predicted model, not a curated record
AUGCACGCCCCGCACGCCCCGCGCGUCGCGCGCGCCCUGGGCGCGCUCCUCCUCGUCCUCCUCGCGUGCGCCGCCUCCCCCGCGCUCGCGCGCGGCGGCGUAUCGUCCUCGCGCCUCGCGCCGCUCGUCAGCGACGACGUUCGCGCUCGCCUCGCGCGCGGAACGUCCGGCGCGGCGACGGUCGACCCCGCCGCCGCGGCCUACGCCGCCGCCGACGUGGACGACGAGGACGCGGACGACGAGGACGCGGACGACGUCGACGUCGACGGCGCGCACAUGGACCGACGCGUCCUCGUCGACUCCCCGCUGCGGCCGUGGCUCCAGCCCACGACGUUCCUGCGCGUCGCGUUGCUCAUCAUACGCAACGCCGCGCUCGACAACCCGACCGCGGGGUUCCUACAGAGCAUCCUGACCACCGAGCUCGCGUACACCGCGUUCACGAACGUCUUCGCGUCGUUCGCCGCGGCGGUGGUUCAAGACUUCAGCCAGGGCGUCAGCAACGAGGGCGCGGUCGCGUCCGAGUGGGUCGUCGACGGCGAGACCGCGCUGGAGAACGUCCUCGCGUCCGAGUUUGUGUACGGCGGCGCGUGGGGCUUCGAGCAGUUUUACGGCGUCGGGUUCGAGAUCUCCGGCGACGCCGCGGCGGCGAUCCAGCAGUCGCUGCAGCCGACGUGGAUCCCGACCAACCUGGACGAGCUCGACCGGAGCUCGGCCGGCGGGAACGGCGCCGCGCCCGCGCCCGGCCCCGCGGGGGCGGACGACGCCGCGAACGCCUCGACGAACGAGACGACGUCGGCGACGCGGCGGCGGAAGCUCCAAGGCACGUCGACGCGCCGCGCGCCCACCCCGCACCCCGGGAUCGACGCGUCCAGACGCCGGCUUCUGUCCGACGAGGAAGCGAACGCGCGGAACCUCCCGAAGGGCGCGCAGCUCAUCGCGCAAGUGCGCACGCCGCUGCCGCGCGAAAAAACCAAAUCGCAGAUCGCCGCCGCGUCGUCCCUCGGGAACGAACGCCGCCGCCGCCGCCUGUUGCAGACGACGACGAACGACACGGCGACGGAGACGGCGACCGGCGACGACGCCGCGUCCGCGCCGACCGCGGGCGAAGAAGGCCGCGACCCGGCGAACGGCGACGUCACCGGCGAAGACGUCGGCGACAUCACCGCGAACUGGUUCGACUCUUUCCCCGCGGCGCUCCCCACGGCGAUCCGCGACCGCCUCAUCGCGCAGCUCGAGGAGUUCCAGGUCAACCCGCAGAUCGCCAUCUCGCUCGAGAUCGCCAUCGCGUUCGUCGGCGUCGUCGAGCCCGGCGUGGGGAUCGUCAGCGCCGAGGCCGCGGACGAGACGACGAUCACGUACGACGUCGUCUUCAACGGGUACGACGCCGCCAUCGACGUCGCGGCGACGGGCGAACGCGGGUUCGGCGUCGCGGGAAGCGGCAGCGCGGGCGCCGCCGUCGCGACGGCGAUCAACGACGCGAGCGAGAUCAUCGACGCGGUGACGGACAUCCUCGACGAAGUGAACGCGAACGCGGCGGCAGACUUGACCAGGGUCUCCGCGCAGGGCGGACCGUCGAACGCGACGACGAACGCGACGACGAAUCCGAACGUCACGACGGCGAUGGGCGCGCCCGUGAUCAUCCCCGCGCACACGAACGCGGAGACGGGACGGAACCCGCGCAUAUCAGCGACGCGGUACACGAACAUGGGGAAGCGCCCGACGCGCGGGCCCAACGCGACGGCGCCGCUUCGCGUCAGCGCGUACUCGGGCCCGACGGACGCGUCCGCGCCCGGCGCCGCGCCGGGCCCCGCGGCGGGGCGGUUCGGGCCGUACGACCCGGACGCGGAGUACGACUACUUCGAGUCCGGGCCGUACGAUUACGAGCCGUUCGGCGCGGUCAGCGGGACGUACGCGGUCGCCGUCUCGCUCAUCUUCCUGGAGCAAAUCUCCCUGAACGGCGGCUCGAUCACGAUCAUCUGA